Molecule: messenger RNA, 912 nt
Organism: Acanthoscelides obtectus
Lineage: Eukaryota; Metazoa; Arthropoda; Insecta; Coleoptera; Chrysomelidae
Source: the annotation of a GenBank genome assembly
AUGGAACUCAACCGAAAACAUUUUCGCGCCAUAAUUUAUUACAACUUUCAGAGAAAAUUAUCGCAACAAGAAUGCCUUGCUGAGUUACUGUCUGUUUUCGGCAACGAAGCGCCACAUCAAUCGACAACUUCCCGUUGGUAUGGAGAAUUCAAACGUGGACGGGUGAGUCUUAGCGAUGAUCCCAGGGUGGGUGCACAAAAAACAGCUGUCACCCAGGAAAACGUCGAUGCUGUGCGCAAACUCAUCAUUGAAGAUAGACAUGUGACAUAUCGCGAGAUGAAGGCGUCCUUGAAGAUCUCAACGACCUCAAUUAAAAAACCGCAAGGGUUAAUUGGUGUCAAAAAACACGACCGUUUCAAUUCCGGAAACUCAAAAAAUGUGUACAGCAUUGUUAAAAGUAAACGACAGUCGGCUGUUUGGGUGUUCCAAGGUAAGCCAACAAAAGUCAUCCGUUCUCGAAGUAUUUCGAAAAAGAUGGUCGCGACAUUUGUGUCAAAAGCGGGUCAUAUUGCAACAAUUCCUCUCAAUGAGCAAAGAACUGUUACUGCGGAUUGGUAUACCACCAUUUGUUUGCCAAAAGUCAUCACCGAGCUUCGAAAAAUCAACCCCGAAAGAAGAAUCAUCCUCCACCAAGACAAUGCAAGAUCGCACACAGCCCAAAUAACAAGGCAGUAUUUAUCGGAAGAAAACGUGGAAUUAUUGGACCAUCUUCCAUAUAGUCCCGAUCUAACUCCUAACUAUUUCUUUACUUUCCCGAAAAUUAAAAACAGACUGCGUGAAGAAGCAGUUGACGCAUUCAAAAAUGCCGUUUUGGAUCUGCCAGCAAACGAGUGGAAUAAGUGCUUCGAAAAUUGGUUCGAGCGCAUGCAGAUGUGUAUUAAUCUUCGUGGAGAAUACUUCAAAAAACAAUAA